CAUGCGCAAAAUAUCUUCAAUGGACCUAUUUAGAAUUCGUCCGCUCGCGUCAAAACGUGGUCUCGUCGCUCGCUUUAGUUUCGUCGCAAAGCGCGUUCGGUGCGGUCGCAAGCGCGCGCGCCCUCUGUACGACAUUGGACUGAAACUCACGCACGAUAUUCGAACUAAUGUGUAUUUGGUAAAGGACAAAAAAUAUUUUAUGAAACAAAAUGUGUAAGACGGAGAUUCUACUCGCCGUCGUCGCUUUAUCCAUCGGCCUAGUUAACUCAUGGGAUAUUGCCAUCACCAAUGGGGACCAACUAGAGUUCUACAGCAACCAAACCAAAACAAGCAGCGAAGGCACCCGCUUUAGGGACCUCACGGCUCUAGCGUAUGAUGCUGUCCACAACAUGCUGCUCUUCGUCGACAAGGAGAACGACAAUGCAUCCAUAUUCAGCUUCCAUUUAGCAACAAAGAAGUACCAGUCUCUAGUCAGGAGGAGGUCGUACGAGAACAUCCAGGGUCUGGCCUUCGAUCCUGUCAAAGGAAUGCUUUUCUGGACUGACACAAAUGCAAAGAGCAUAUUCUGGAUGUCGCUAAUGCCAGGCACCAAAAACGAUGUCUAUGGAAACCUUUUGAUCAAAAUGAACGAUGAGAUUCCAAGAGCAAUUGCCGUCGAUAGCUGUCGAGGAUACAUUUACUGGACAAACACAAACAUUACAAAUCCAACGAUAGAAAGAUCCAGAUUUGAUGGUUCAGAAAGGGAGGUCAUUGUCAACACUGAUAUCUACAUGCCAGUCAGCAUAGCCAUCGACCAGGGAACUAAGAGACUAUAUUGGGCAGAUGACAAAGAGGGCAUACACUUUUCCAUAGAAAGUUCCAACCUUGAAGGAAAGGACAGGCAGACAUUGCUAAGGGGCGUUCAACAUCAACCAAAUGCUUUAACAGUGUCAAAAGACUCGAUCUACUGGGUCGAUUUAUACAAGAAAAUCUGGAAAUUGGCAAAGGACAAAAAUAACGCUGAACCUUUCGAAUUGCUCAGUUUCUCACAUAAAGCGCCUUUUGGGGUUAUUGCGAAUUACCAGGUUUCUGAUGAAAUUGAAGGCAUCCCUGAGUGUGACGCUUUGUCCAGAAUGUCCAAAAAUAAAACAGCGAUCAACGAUUCUUUCAACAUUCCCAAGGACCGGGGGCUGUUCUGUCUCUAUGGUGUCAAGGUUGAAGGGAAACUGGCUUGCAAAUGUUCCCCGGGGUACAUAGGGGACCGCUGCGAAAUAUCUGUCUGUAGCAAUUACUGCCUACAAGGCGAUUGCAGUCUUACUCCAGGAGGUGAACCUACGUGCAGCUGCAAGCACGGAUACAAAGGAGAGAAGUGUGAAGUUGACGUCUGCAACCAGUACUGUUUGAACAAUGGUGUUUGCACCGUCAACAAAGAUCAGAUACCUGAAUGCCAGUGCUCUGCAGACUAUGAAGGCCAGCGGUGUGAGAUGGUGAAAGCAGCUCCAAUCCCAGCAGCAACGAAUUGCAAUUGCACCAAGGAGACUCGCUCGUUGUACCAGGCCGAGAAUUCAGUGCAGACCGAUGGGGAGUUUGUGGAGCCAUCCGAAUGUAGCCAAGGGUGGGAUACAGUGAGGGAUCCAGUGAUAGUCGUGCUUGGGGUACUGUGCGGGCUGCUAUGUGUGGCUUGCACGGUGCUGAUUACAAAGGUUCUGCAGCUCAAGAGAAGGCCUAGAAUAAAGAAGCGCAUCAUAGUGAACAAGAACGUGACGCCGAUGACAGCGCGGCCCGAUCAAUGCGAGAUCACUAUAGAAAACUGUUGCAACAUGAACAUCUGUGAGACUCCUUGCUUCGAACCGCGUUCCACUAUUAGACCAACCUUAGGCGAUGCCAAACCAGGGAAAGAAGAGAAGAAGAACCUUAUUGCCAACAUGGAACUACCUGAUGAGUACUAACGGUACUAAAAUUUGCUUUUCGACCAUGGUAAAUAGAGCUCUCAGCUUUCCGCCGUCACAAACUGAACUGUACUCUCCGUUGUAGCUUUUAGGCUGAUUUUAGAGUAACCGAAUUGCUAAAUUAGGGGUUAGUACAAAAUUAGUUGGAUCACCUCAUUCCGUCUAGGGCUCUAGAAUCAUGGUCGAGUUAUUACUCUUUAGGGAAUCCAAAUAAUAAUUGACGUUUACAUGAAAUAGGUUUGCUGCGAACUUUUGCACGAAGGACGCCGGACGAUAUGACAUUAAGAAUUAAGAAUAAAAUCAAAAAGAUAAUUUUAAUUUCAAAUAUUACUAUCCAGCUUUCAAAUUCCGUUGUCUUCUAGGUCUGUGUGUUGAACUCGUAUUGUUCUAAUUUUAUGGUAAUUCUGUACUAACAAAGUUCGCAUAAACCUAUUUCUAAGUACAUGUUAGGCUGAAAUAUAUGUGAUAUUUGAUAUAAAGCGACUACUAAUGGAGAACUGUGUGAGUAUCUGGCUGUGUAUACAUUGGGCUGCUAAAAUCUGAGUACAUGGAACUAGAUUUUAGGCUGGUGUGUA
Messenger RNA from Ostrinia nubilalis (European corn borer), 2503 nucleotides. RefSeq names its product protein cueball-like. Gene Ontology annotation, biological process: canonical Wnt signaling pathway. NCBI's taxonomy places the organism in Eukaryota, Metazoa, Arthropoda, Insecta, Lepidoptera, Crambidae. The record is from RefSeq and is a predicted model, not a curated record. Gene Ontology annotation, molecular function: Wnt receptor activity; Wnt-protein binding. Bases 210 to 1928 code for a protein of 572 amino acids. The transcript has 7 exons.